Molecule: messenger RNA, 297 nt
Organism: Lindgomyces ingoldianus
Lineage: Eukaryota; Fungi; Ascomycota; Dothideomycetes; Pleosporales; Lindgomycetaceae
Exons: 1
Source: RefSeq, a predicted model, not a curated record
CGCGUCGCUCGCGCCGCAAAGCAAGACUCUUCAGCAAUGAGAACUAUAAGCAUCUUAACACUGACCUUUCUGCCAAUGACAGCCGUAGCAGCUGUCUUCAGCGGCACUGUGUUCAAUUUCGAAAACUGGGGUGUCCCAGGUCAGAGAGUAGCCAGUGAGGGGUGGUGGGUAUUCCUUGUAACUUGCAUUCUCGCAACGGUCGUUACUGUUGGGGCUUGGUAUGCAUGGCUGUACAAGUCAGAGAAGAAACUGGAUUGGGAGGAGGUGAAGGCGCGGAAGAAGGCGGAAGAGGACGAG